UAUAGUUGUUAAGACAUUAAAAGUAUUUAAUUAAGCAAAAUAGUACUAGAAAAGAGACAAACUUGCUUUAGGCAAAAGAAAAAAUAGACUUUCAUUUUUCUUGCAUCUUCCGCUCUCUACGCAUUUAUCACGCUGACGAAGUUGAAACAAGCAGCACAAGAAGAAGACGAAGCACGACGACUCUCUCGCUUCCAGAUUUCUUGAUCCGAUAUUUAUAUUCCCUCUGCCCUUGAAAUCAAAUCUCUUCUCGAAUUUGUGCUCUAGAAAUUAUAAUCUGGCAAUUUGAAGAUCUUGUGGGUCACGACACAAACUUAUAAGCAAGAGCUUAGCAUUUUCAUCAUCUGCUGAAGAACGUAUGGGAGAAACUGUUAAAGAGCGUGGUGAUGGAAGUGCAGAGCUGGUUAAAUCCGUAGCUGAUAAGCAUGCCGGUCUCGUGAGACCAGUUGCUAAAUAUUACUCUGCAGUUAAAGAUGCUAUGGUGUGUGGGAAAGGAAGAUAUACGCUUGUAAAAGACGUAGACGAGGUGGAAAAUGGAGUGUAUGACAAGCCUCUUCCAUGCUUUGGUUGUGGAAUCGGAUGGUUCUCCUUUCUCUUGGGUUUUGUGUUCCCUUUCUUAUGGUACUAUGCAACACUUUUAUAUUUCGGGAACUACUACCGCAAGGAUCCUAGAGAAAGAGCCGGCCUUGCUGCUUCCGCAAUCACUGCGAUGGGAUUCUCCCUCUUGCUACUAGUGAUUGUUGUUUUCUGGUGGCUCUAAUGGGUUCUCUGACUUAUACGCCAUAAUCUUGAGAUAUAUAUGAUGGAAAGUCUCAUCCUUGUCAAAGGAAAAAGGAGGGGACUUAGAUAUAUAUAUAAACCCUAUAUACACAGAUUAUAGUUAGACCUCUCUCAAGCUCUGUAUCAUUUUCUUCUCAAAAAUCUGCAGUGUGUACAAAGAACAGAAAAUACAAUAAUAAAUGAGUAAAUGGUUGUUUCUUUCUUGAGCUCGAAUGAAAUGUUUUUACAUUU
Arabidopsis thaliana (thale cress) is the source of this 1008-nucleotide messenger RNA. Its product is annotated as Ribosomal protein L18ae family. The transcript is spliced from 6 exons. The record is from RefSeq and is marked reviewed. The coding region runs from base 356 to 757 and encodes 133 amino acids. NCBI's taxonomy places the organism in Eukaryota, Viridiplantae, Streptophyta, Magnoliopsida, Brassicales, Brassicaceae.